Messenger RNA from Cornus florida, 790 nucleotides. RefSeq lists its product as uncharacterized. Lineage: Eukaryota; Viridiplantae; Streptophyta; Magnoliopsida; Cornales; Cornaceae. The record is from RefSeq and is a predicted model, not a curated record. The transcript is spliced from 3 exons. Bases 220 to 582 code for a protein of 120 amino acids.
UUGAUCACGCUUAUCUCCACAAAUGACGUGUGAGGUAAUUAUUAAUCGGUCAGCCAAGUAGUCCUAUAAAUAGAGGUAUUACCAUUCCUAACAAGCACCAUUCAGGAGCCCUUUCACAAGGUUGCCAAAAAUCAUAUCCCAUAUUCUGUGUCUCAGACUACUUCCCAUAUUCUCUGUCUCAGACUACUUCGGCUGCAUCAUAUUCAUCAAACAAAGAAGAUGAAGCAAAAGAUGGUGAUUAAACUGCAAAUAAAUGACCAGAAGGGUCGCUCCAAAGCCCUCAAGAUUGUAGUCGGUAUUUCAGGAGUGGAGUCAGCAGCUUUACAGGGUGCGGACAAGAACGAGAUAGUGGUAACCGGAGAUGGGGUGGACGCGGUUGUGCUGACGACGGCGCUGAGAAAGAGCAAGAGCAUAGGCUAUGCCGAGCUUGUAAGCGUCGGCGAAAACAAGAAAGAGGAGGAGAAGAAACAGACCAAAAAUGAGGCGGUUGUGCAUCCUCCCCUGAUUUGGACCUCUUACGCCCCAUACCCGCCAAAUUACCAAAUGGUAUAUGAACAAGACCCCAAUUGCUCCAUUAUGUGAUUAAUGAAGUAGUGGAAUUUGUAAUUGUAGAAGGGAAUUAAUAAUAUUCCCAGUUCAUGAUGCUUGUUUGUGAAAUAAUAAUUCUAUAUAUAUAUAUAUAUAUAUAUAUAUAUACACUUAUUUUUUUCUUGGCAGAACAUAAAAAACAAGUUAGUCCAUGUAUUGGUAUUUCAAUUUCAAUCCUCCAGAGCUGUGGUUCCUUGCAGUA